GUCCUAAAGAGACGAGCAGGGUCCGAGGAACCGGCAGACCUGAGGCUCAGACAGACAGGAUACCAACACACACUCACCAAGACAAAGACGGAAGAUUUCUUAACUCAUUUAAAACAAAGUCUCACAGGAGGAGGACUCUGUGAUCCGGCUUUGUUCGCUUCAAUCUCCGGAUACAAAAAAAACAACAAGUUUCUUUUUUUCUUUCUUUUUUAAAAUAAAUCAACAGUUCAAGUUUGUUUUUGUUCUGCUUUUCAACACCAAGGUUUUUUUUCUAUUUUUUAAAAAACAUUUUCCAGACCACAUUUUUCUCCACAACUUACUAAACUAACAGCUGACUGACGGGUUGGUUAAUUGCGCAACAUAGGAAACAAGAAGAAGGACGUCAUCACCGGAUAGGCAGCUCCAGUAUUCCCAUUAACAGAGCUGCUGGUUCCAGUUUGAGUACAACUUUUUUUUUUAAAGAGAAAAAGAAACGUUUUUAUGCCAUCAGCAACUUCUUCUACACACCCAUACACACAGACCAUCAGCUCCAAGCUGACUCCACUGGGUUUCUACUGAGUCUACUGGAUCUACUGGUUCUCUUGUUUACCUGCAGUCCGGACUGGUCUGUCUGUCUGAGGAGCUCAAGAUGAAUAUGGGCACUGCCACAGCAAGAUCUCAGGUGUGUCUGAAGAGACUACUGGAUGAGCCCCAGGACAACUUGCCGAAAUUUAAAAGAGUGUGCCUGGCCCCGCCGCCUCCCACCACCGGCCUGUCACCAUGCCUCAGACCCAAAAGCCCCAAGUCCAGUCAGAGCCAAUCCCAGUUCAGAGUCGGACCGUAUUUCCUGUUUGAACGUUGUGAAGGGGAGGAGACUUACAGGGCUGUGCACACGCACACACAGCAGCAGUACACUUGCCAGGUACUACCUCUACGCGGUUACCAGGAGAGGUUGGCUGCUUACGCGCGGCUCGGUCACCACGACAACAUCUGUGGCCUGCUGGACGUCGUGAUGGGCCAGGACAGUGUGUACGUCUUCCUGCCUGGUCACCAUGGUGACAUGCAUGCUUAUGUGCGCAGCAGGAAACGCCUGGGUGAGGAGGAGGCGGGGCUCCUGUUUGCUCAGAUGCUGAACGCUGUGGAGCACUGCCAUCGCCACGGAGUUGUACUGCGAGACCUGAAACUCCGCAGAUUCGUCUUCACUGACAGAUACAGGACUCGUCUCGCUCUGCUCGGCCUCGACGACUGCGUCCUCCUGCACGGCGACCAUAACGACGACUCUCUCACAGACAGACACGGCUGCCCCGCUUACGUCGGCCCCGAGCUGCUGGCCAAUGGGAACGCGUCGUACUCAGGGCGUGCCGCAGACAUUUGGAGCCUGGGCGUGUCCCUGUACACAAUGCUGAUUGGACGAUACCCAUUCCAGGACACGAAGCCCGCCGCGCUGUUCGCCAAGAUCCGCCACGGAGCCUUCAGCGUACCCAGCUGGUUGUCAGCGCAGGCAAAGUGUCUGAUCAGCUGCAUGCUCAGGAAGUUGCCCGCAGAGAGACUGGAGGCAUCUGAGCUGCUGAUGCACCCGUGGCUGACCAAUCCCUUCACGCCACGUCACAACACACACACGAUACAUCACGGCUCGCACAAAACACUACAGAACAAACAAGAGGACGAUGACCAGGUGGUGCCAACAUGGACUGAAAAACACUAACGCACAAACACACAGGUUUGUACCUCUAUACUUGUGAGGACCAUCAAACUCUAAACUUAACCAUCACAACCAAAUUACGCCAACACUACUUAACAUAAACUUGAUUAUCACGUAAAACUGAAAACUAACUCUAAAAUCUCAGUAAGCCCUCUGCUCUGACAGAUGAAAACGACCUCACUCCCAUAGUCAAAAACUCAAAUUGGUCCUCACAAAAAUAGACAAGCAAGAAAACAAACACACAGAGACAGUAUGAUCCUGGAUUACUUGACCCUCAGGUGCCUUCAACUCUCUGCGGCUGUGACUCAGUUCAAGUCCCGCCUGCGAAAGCGUGUCCUCCAGUGGACUUCAGGUGCAGUCAGACCAGAUUUCGCCACAUGAAAUCUACUCAUUCACUGUUGCUACAAGACAAUAACACAGCUAAUAUCAGCAAAGUUGUAAAUUAUUCAUCUUCUUAUCAGCGAUUUUACUUUUAUAGUCACGUAUCAGGAAGGACUCCCUCCUUCUCUGGUACUUUGAUUAUUUCACCACUAUUUCCUGGAUUAGAAGUCAGUCCCGCUCUUCCUCAUAAACUGGCUUAAAAUUAGAGAAACUCCGAGUUUAAACAGAUUGAACUAUGACUGGAGUUGGCGAUGUCAAGUUUACAACUGAAAGUGAAUGCAUCUCGCCUCAUUCCUCAUAGAAAUAAACAAGGAGCCAAAUCUGGUCUGACUGCACCUUGAGGCCCAUUCCUUGUCUUCCACAAAGUAUUCACUCUUCAGAGGAUUCAUAACAGAGUGACCAGUAACCGACAUAAACCAGAGCUAAUGGUGUGUUCAAUGGCAGUUUAAAAUGAUAAAUACGUCAGUCUAGCUUCUCACAGUGUGUCCAGGAUGAUGAACAAACAGUGCACUUAAUAUUCAGACUUAUUAUUAACAUCUAAUAUCUUCUUCAUUGGUCACACUUGAGAAAUAACACCUGGUUACAUGAUCAUUUAUGACUGAAGGAGUCGGCCUGAACACAACGUUGGUUUUAAAAAGUGGAAAGUCCAUACUACAUACAACUUCUGAGCAGGUUUUGAGUAUACAGUGAGCAGAAAAGUUACAAAAUGAACUAAACCAGGCAGAAUGUGUCCUGAAUACAGUGUAUUUUUAAAUGAGCUGAUGAUGGACACUAUUACCCCAAAGAAAACAGAGGAGCUUCUCACACUUUAAAAAAACAUUAAACGAAAUUUUGCUUGGUGGUGAGACUGCUCCAGCAUUUAAGUUGUCCAGAGCAAAGUCGCACUUUGUCACACAAUCAAUGGAACUAUCAGCCUGUUGAUUGUGAAUAAAUUAAUCUGAAAAAAACCCCAAAACAUUAAACUAGGUGAUUGUUUUUGCUGUUUUUAUAGUGCCACCUUUUUUUCCUGACUUUGUUCUGGAGACCAUACACUGCUUUUUUUUUUUGUUGUUUAAAAAAAAAAAGGUCAGAGCACCUGACUGAAUUUCAUUACAAGAGAAGUGCAAUAGUUUCCUCUCCAUUUGUGAAGUUCAAUUGGCAGUUACUUUCCAAAGUUACAGUAUGAUUAACAUCAAAGGUUGCACGUUUUGCAUUAUUUCCUUUUAGUAUAAAUGAUAAAUUAUGUUGAUUUUUUUUUGUACUUAUUGGUGAGAUGAUAUACAAUAAUGAUAAGUAUGUAGUAUGGAUUUGAUACACAGCUACCUUCUUUCUCUCAGUGUUUACACUUUCUGGUUCCUCUGUAGGAUUAUAAGAGACGGAUGGAUUAAAAGAAAAACUAAAUCUACAACAUUUACUGAACAGUUUUUACUGUGAUUCAGCACAAAGUGGUCGACAGUAACAAUCUGCAGUGCGACAUAAAAAUAAAUUCAUCCUCUUCUGAUGAUCCCACUUUAAAGGAAGCUCAAAGACGCCACGAUGGCUAAAAAUACUUUUCAGGCCCUUUUAUCUCCGGCUCCAAACUUAAUUUACUGAUUUCCUCUAAAUUAAGUUUUUGUAGUGACGAUAAAAAACUGUUAUCAUAAAAAACGCUUUACUAUUUUGUUCCACGUAUAAAUAGUUUUCUUGUGACACGACUUCCCUGAAUAACAAACAUGUUCAUCACUGUGAUAACAACAGUUACAUGGAGGUUUAAUUAUCCUGGGACAUUUUGUUCUCGGGGCUGAUAGGACCGUCAUGACAGAACUGGCUCGGAUCGACCAUGAUCCCAAAAAUAACAGCGCGAUUCAUUUUGUGAUCAUGAGAAAACUAUUUCUGAUGUGGCAACAUAACAGCAUAAUUCAAUUCAGGAUAACAGGAUAAAGGAUCUGAUGUAAGCGCCAUGUGUUGUAUCAUAAUAAGAAAACGAUGGAAGUUGUAAUCUUGAGAUAACCGGAUUAAAAUUAUUCCUGAUGCUCAUCUUUGGGUUCCCACUGACCGAGGCUGACCAAUCACUGUCAAACAGACUUGGAGCCAGCCAAUAGGAUGCCUUCUUCUGAACGUGUGACCUCAGUUACAGCUGCUGAAAUAAAUAAAGAUGUUUC
Messenger RNA from Scomber scombrus (Atlantic mackerel), 4182 nucleotides. RefSeq names its product tribbles pseudokinase 3 (gene trib3). Gene Ontology annotation, cellular component: nucleus. The transcript is spliced from 4 exons. The record is from RefSeq and is a predicted model, not a curated record. The coding region runs from base 629 to 1684 and encodes 351 amino acids. Gene Ontology annotation, molecular function: ATP binding; protein kinase activity; mitogen-activated protein kinase kinase binding. NCBI's taxonomy places the organism in Eukaryota, Metazoa, Chordata, Actinopteri, Scombriformes, Scombridae. Gene Ontology annotation, biological process: protein phosphorylation; positive regulation of proteasomal ubiquitin-dependent protein catabolic process; regulation of MAP kinase activity.